AUGUCCUCAGAUAUUUAUGCCACACCAGAUUUAUCAAAGAAGGUGAGAUACAACAGACAGGUGCAGGAGGACACAGUGGAGUGGGAGGAAAGGCAGGUGGAUAUCUACGAGAGUACAGACGCUAUCGGGAAUAAUCACACUGAUAUUCAGUCACUCGAAGGAGGACCACACGCUGAGAAGCAUCCUCCAGCCGUCCAAAGGAGGCCUUUCAGGGUUGCUGCAUAUUGUCUAGGAGUGCUGUGCCUCCUGAUGAUGACAGGAAUCAUCCUCUCAUCUAUACUCUUCACUUUGGGAAGAGACAAGCUGCAGAGCAGAUACGACCAACUGAGCAAAAACUACAGCCAGCUCCAAAGACAAAUUUCAAGUAAGGAUCAGUGUCAAAAUAUCAUUAUAUACAGGAUCCACCUUCACACUGACGACAAAUCACAAAUAUUUCCAUACUGUCUUACUUUGAUCUGUUGUUGUUCUCAAGACGCAUCAGUCCACUACAGUCAGUUACAGGAUGAAGUGAAGCAGCUGAGGGACAAAAUUGAAGGGAAGUGGUGUCCUGAUGGAUGGAGCAUAUUUGGAUGCAGCUGUUACUUUAAAAUGAAUGAAGAGAAAAAUUGGGAUAGAAGCAGAGCUAACUGUCGGCAGAGAGGAGCAGAUCUGGUGAUCAUAAACAACAAAGAGGAACAGAAGUUUGUCACUGAGCUGAAUGUGCAUGGAGAGUCUUGGAUUGGUCUACAGGAAACAUGGACAGGGGGAAGAUGGGAAUGGGAACAGAAAUGGGUGGACGGAUCACCGCUGACAGAAACGUUCUGGGCACCAGGACUACCAAGACAUGAGGGAUAUCAGCAUGCUGCAACAUGCUGCAAUGACCAAGGACAAUGGACACAGAGUCCGCAUUACAUGUCUAAGCACUGGAUCUGUGAGAAAUAG
Epinephelus lanceolatus (giant grouper) is the source of this 921-nucleotide messenger RNA. The record is from RefSeq and is a predicted model, not a curated record. NCBI's taxonomy places the organism in Eukaryota, Metazoa, Chordata, Actinopteri, Perciformes, Serranidae.